Colletotrichum costaricense is the source of this 1035-nucleotide messenger RNA. RefSeq names its product phosphoglycerate mutase. The record is from RefSeq and is a predicted model, not a curated record. Bases 1 to 1035 code for a protein of 344 amino acids. The transcript is spliced from 4 exons. Lineage: Eukaryota; Fungi; Ascomycota; Sordariomycetes; Glomerellales; Glomerellaceae.
AUGUCAUUGGAAGUAAUCUACAUCACCCGCCAUGGAUUGAUGCUGGCCCUGCUGGUUUUGAGCAAGAGACUUCAUUCUGACAACGGCCUUGGCGUUCUUCAGUUCCGGUCCAACUGGCUUGUCGACCCUGCCACGGGAAGCUACACGGCCUCCAUCCCGUCACCGACAGGUAUACCUGCGGAUCCGGAAUUGACUGCCCAUGGCGUCGACCAGGCCAAGGAGCUGGGCACCCACCUCCUGACCGUUGAGCCUCCAAUCGACGCAGUUUAUUCCAGCCCCUACUAUCGCUGUCUGCAAACUAUCACGCCCUUUGUUACUCUCAACCAGGAAAACCUCAACCGCCUUCGGGAAAAAGACGUUGGCGCUAAAGCCGAUGCUGUCACCAUUCGUCCCGAACACGGCCUCUGCGAAUGGUAUGGCGCCGCUCCAUUCGAGCACCCGACUCCAGCCUCGAAAGACGUCUUGAAGCCAAUGUUCCCUCACAUCGAUGACACGUAUCAAAGCCGCGUCUAUCCCGCCCGCAACGGUGAGACUAUCGCUCAAUUGCACGACCGUGUCGCUGCUGGUGUUCAAGCCAUCAUUGAGCAAUGCGACGCCCAGGGCCACCGUGCAGUUAUUCUGUGCUCCCACGCUGCCUCGAUUAUUGCUCUUGGCCGAGUCCUUACUGGCGAAAUGCCCGAGAGUAUUGAUGCGGCAGAUUUCCGAGCCUUUACCUGUGGAUUAAGCAUGUACCGGAGAAAAUCACCCUCUUCUUCAGCAAAAACUCCAGGAACCGAUGGCCCAAUCGCGGAUACCAAGUCGUGGAGGAAUGGUCGGGGAGUCGCAGGCGGGUGGAUAUGUGAGCUCAACAGCGAUUGCAGCUUUCUGAGCGGAGGAGAAGAGAGGGGAUGGCGAUUCUCUGGCGACGAGUCCUUUUCCACGGCCGAAAACUCUUCGCAGGCCGACGCUGGAGUGGCGCUCGGCGUGGUGGUGGAAGGAAAAGUGAAACCUGACAAGGUCUCUCCCCACAGAGCUGCAGGUCAUCAUCGUCUCUAG